AUGGCCGCCAACAUUCUCGACCCGGGCUUCAUGCCCCCUCCACCGCCUGGCCCCAUAACAAUCCGACAAGCCAUCGACGACCUCCAAGUAACGCUCAACCAAAUCCGGCGCAAACUUCGCACCUUGAUCGACUGGUACAUAUUUCCAGAUGUGGUGCCCAACUCGAUCCAAGCCUACGACCCACGCCUCCAAAUUCUACAGAUGCGACUGAAAUCCCUCUCGACCAUCGACUUCCACCGCCGGCUGCCCUACCUGAUCGACAACUCCGACGAUCUCGCCUCCCAGUACUUGAACCAGCUGGUGGACCAGCUCUUGUCCUCCGUUCGGGGAAUCCAGACCAUCUUCGUCGACCACUACGAUCGCGACCUAGCAGAGCGUCGCCCCUUCGGGACCAUCCGGGACACAUUACUCUACCGACAAGACCAGAUCAGGCAACUUCCCAUCGUAUGCCCCAGCAUCCCUGGACGGCGUGGUCCUGUCCCGGUAGAAGACCUCCGCCCCGCCGAACUGGGCAACUUCUGCCCCGGGGCACUGGAGAUCAGCAACCACCGCGACCGGGGCCGCAUCGCGUUCGUCGAGAAAAAGGAACUCAACGACGAAAACCGGCGCAAACUGAAAGCCUUUGGCGGCGCGUUCCUGAACUGGGCGUGCCCCCACUGCGCGUGCAAAGUGCGCUACCACGUCGCCGCCAGCACGACAUCCAACAUCCACAACACGGACGAAAUCCGCGAGCAUGCCGGGCUGGACAUUCAAUACCGCAGCUCCUUUUUAGCGAAAAGCCAUCUCUACCUCCCGCCGUCGGAGAAGACCCUCUCCAACACCGCUUCCCGUCGCGACAUUAGCACCUCCGGCUCCGGCUCUAGCUCCAGCUCCAGCAUCGCUAGGUAUGGCUGCGUAUUCUGCUUCGCGACCGGCCACGAACUCGAGCGCGGACUGACCGCCUUUGACACUGUGCGCGACUUCGCCGAGCACCUUGCCCACGAGCACAGAAGGCCAACGCUGCCACCCAGCCUGCUGAUUCAUCGCUACGCCGUCGCUGUCGAGGGAAAGACCGUCAUCGGGGGACGCUGGGACUUGAAUUUCUUAUGA
Messenger RNA from Fonsecaea multimorphosa CBS 102226, 1089 nucleotides. RefSeq lists its product as uncharacterized. Lineage: Eukaryota; Fungi; Ascomycota; Eurotiomycetes; Chaetothyriales; Herpotrichiellaceae. The record is from RefSeq and is a predicted model, not a curated record. Bases 1 to 1089 code for a protein of 362 amino acids. The transcript has a single exon.